AUGCUCCAGACUGAUGAGUCGGGUUAUGAAACCGAUGAACCAGACCCUCAUCUCUUGCUUGAUACCCUCCCAGACAUCCUUAAUGCAUCAACCAAGGCCCUGGAUCUUUUGGCACCCCCAGGAAUUUCUUAUGCCAAUAUCUCAAAGUACAUCCAAACACCCAAAUUUAGCGCCAGGAUCAACCGUACUAAAGUGACCUUUGAGACUCAAAAGAAAUGCAUAACGAAAGCAAACUUCAUUCCUGUUGAUCGAUCUGUCAAAGUCCUGUCUUCAAUAAAAAAGCUCGACUGGCAGUCUCGAGGAAUCUAUCAGAAAGCCAACCUAGCACAACUAGCCUUAGAUCUUAUCAAUCCACGUUCAACUGCAUUAACAGCGACAGUGGAUGACAGCUUCCCAUUGGCCUUCAUGGACUCACGAUCGCUUGGAGAUUCUAGAACUUCUGCAGGGGAUGACCUUCAGAAAGAAACGUUCCAGAUAGGACUUGAGCUCCGUACUCAACGUUUCAUCUCAAGCUUACUGUCUAACUCCCCAGAUCAGUAUUCAGAACCGGAAGAGUUGCUUGCGGAUGUGUUUUACAACCCUUCGCUCGGUGAGGUUAGUACUGAAUUAAAAGGCUGGGAAAUGGACGGUCUAAUGGAUGAGGAUGAUCAGUUACCGGAAGAAUUCCGUGGAACUGUUCAAGAGAGAAUUGACCUGAUUCGAAAGUUAGUUGUACAGGAGGGAGGCUUAAAAUCUAGGUUUCCAUGGUCGGAGUUUAUCGUCUCCAUCGCGAACUGGAUUCGACGGCGGGUAAAUGCCAUUGACCAGCAACUCAGCUCACAAAUACCGGUUGAAGAAGCAAUGAGGAUACUACAAUCUGAAUUGGACAAAAGGUCUAGCUUCGGGCCAGGGAACCCGAUGGAACCCAUAUCAGAUCCUACCCUCGACGAAGUGGAACCUCCUGUUGAGAGGAACACCACGCCAGAUAGAGCCAUGGAAAUCCAACGAGAGGACAGAGAAGAGCCCGCUGCCACCAUAAGCCCAACCACUAUGCCCCGUCGGCGAUUUAGAGGGAGGGGGGCACUUCAGCAGGUUCUGGCGGCUGGGCCAGCCCGAGAUGCUCCCUCUAUGCCAAAGCAGGCCAAUACUGCAGAGUUAUUAGAGCCACUCCAAGCUCCUGCAAAUCCAUCCACUCCGCCCCGUCGGCGAUUUAGAGGGAAGGGAGCGCUUCAGCAAAUUCUGGCAACUGAGCCAGUGCGAGAUGCUCCCUCUAUACCAGAGCAAGCUGCUCCUGCCGAGAUAACAGAAGCUCCAGAAGCUCCCGCAAGUCCAGCCCUCCAUCCGCCUCGUCGGUUUCAGAGAAAAGCUGCGAUCAGAUAUCUCCUUGGAAUCGGGGCCACGGACGAAUCAUCCUCUGGCAAACCUACAGAUGGGACAAACAUUGCUCCGUCAGUGCCCCAGAUAAAAGAAGGACCAGAAACACAAUCGAUCCCAGUUCAGGAUUCUCUAUUUGACGACGAGGUGCUUGGCGAUGGCUUGCAGUCAUCUCCUUUGCAAAAUCCCCCUCCUCGGCCUACACCAGGUGUCAGAACCCAAGAAUCACCGCGAAAAAAUGGACCGAGCAACAGUAGACCAGAAGAGCUUCCUCCUCUCUCCUCAGCGGAUAUUUGGAGACUUUCUGAAGAAGGGAAUAUCGCUAGAAAAUCGAAGCAAGUGGCCAAAAGUGUUGGAGCAUUUAUAGACCGACAAGCGAAUGCACAUCGAGUCUCGCCCAUUAGUUUCUCGCCAAGCCCACGCGCCAGUGUGGCCCCUGUAUCAGGCCCGCAGAAGCGUGGUGCCGCAGCUUUGGACUAUGACAGCCAUGAGUCUGAGAGUGAUGAUGAUGAGUUUGAGACCGAUAGUCGCCCGGUCAAGAAACGCCGUGUUAUAAGUGCUCCGGCUCCUCCUCGACCUACACCAGGUUCAAUUUCCCGUGGAGAUAGGACAAACAGCCGGGGAGCCACUAGGACUAGGUCACCUUCGACCACUGCUCCUCCACCACAACGGUUUGAGUCAGUAAAUGUUGAAGUUCAGCGCGCAGGAAACUGGGCUCCUCGGCGAGCCUGGUCACUUGAAGAGGAAACGUGCCUGAGGGAGCUGAUUGAAGUCUGUGGUGGGCCUUCUUGGGCCGAGAUAAAGAGGCGAGAUUCCAUGGCUGGGAAUAUACUGAGCAAACGAACUCAGGUACAAAUCAAGGAUAAAGGCGCCCAGAUGCAUUAUGACGAUUUGAUGACUGGUCGUCCUCUCACGGAGGGCAUGGCCAACGUGCCUAUCAAAGCAAAAAUGAGGGAUCGGCUCAUCAAAGAGGGUAAAAUCGAAGCCUCCUCCGGUACCUUGUGA
Trichophyton benhamiae CBS 112371 is the source of this 2358-nucleotide messenger RNA. Its product is annotated as MYB DNA-binding domain protein. The transcript is spliced from 2 exons. NCBI's taxonomy places the organism in Eukaryota, Fungi, Ascomycota, Eurotiomycetes, Onygenales, Arthrodermataceae. The coding region runs from base 1 to 2358 and encodes 785 amino acids. Gene Ontology annotation, biological process: telomere maintenance via telomere lengthening. Gene Ontology annotation, molecular function: double-stranded telomeric DNA binding. The record is from RefSeq and is a predicted model, not a curated record.